This is a messenger RNA of Cantharellus anzutake, 918 nucleotides long. RefSeq lists its product as uncharacterized. Bases 1 to 918 code for a protein of 305 amino acids. The transcript has 7 exons. The record is from RefSeq and is a predicted model, not a curated record. Lineage: Eukaryota; Fungi; Basidiomycota; Agaricomycetes; Cantharellales; Hydnaceae.
AUGCAGGAAGAGGCCCGUAGCUUGAGCGAGGCUCUUCUGGCGAAUCGCCGUGAAGUGAGGGUCGACCUAGUAAAACUGCUGCAUAAGAUAGAAGGGGAGGCAUCCAGGUCACUGAAGGAGGCUGCAGAUACACCAUCAGGCCCAGAAUCGGAAAAGGCCAUUGCCGACUUUCGUCGAAAAGCCGCCGACUCUCUCACUUUCAGGCAAUACGCAAGUCCAUACUCUUUCUUUCUCACGUCAUUAGAUAAAAGUAUAGAAGAGAUCCGCAGCCUAGCUCACAGUCAACCCUGUUAUGAGAGAACUGGUUACAAAAGUGUUGGGGACUGGUGUCAGGUGAAUCGAACUUCUGCCCAAGAGUUACCUUUUUGUGAACCUGAUGUCUUCCAGGAUGUUCUGAACGCUUAUGACACUGUUAUCACCGCGGUGUCAGCCGUUACCGCCCUUGGAGCUGGUUUGACGUAUACUACCAUUUUCUCCGCCCAGAAAGGAAAUGUGACAUACAUGAUGUGGGCCUUCUCCCUUUUCACCAUUGGUCUCGUUACCAUCACCUGCAGUCAAGCAAUCCUUAAGUGGGGAGCUACGCGCACUCAGCACCCUUUCUUGACGGUCGGGUUGUGGGAGUUCUUUGUCGCCGUGGGGGUGUUCUCCGCGGUUGGCACGCUGAUUGCCGCGUUUUGCCUCCUCCUGAUCAGUGUGUAUAAGUUCAAUGUGAAUGACGGCAUCGAGUCGAGCGGCUCCUCCAAGACCCCUGCGGCGGUAGCUUUCGCGGCGAUUGGCAUCAGUCUCGGUGUUAUAUUAAUUAUCUUUGCAUUGUUUGCCGUGGCCCAUAAUAUCAAAGCUUUAGUGUGGCAAAGGUCAAUCGAUCGUGCCAGUGCCAAGAAGAAGCUUCUACAAGAUUACCCAGACUGGCAGGUCUGA